AUGGACUCCUCAUCUCCCCGCGUCAACUCGGCCCUGCUCCCAAAAUGCAACGGAAAGAACGUCAGGCUAGUCGGGAAGGUGCUUGCGGUAAAUCCAGGCUCAGGCGAAGCCUUGUUUGAGGCAUGUGACCAGGGACAGGUUACUGUGCACAUGAUACCGGGCUCGCCGGUUAGUGAGGCGACUGGGAAGAUCGUUGAAGUCCUGGGCCGAGUGCAACCAAAUCUGUCUAUACAAGAGGCCGGAUCGACGGUUUUUGAGAAAGGCUGGGAUCCUACCGCAUACAACAAGAUGGUGACGGCUGCGAUGGAGCAUGAUGCGCUUUUCGGGUGGUGGAAGUGA
Fimicolochytrium jonesii is the source of this 339-nucleotide messenger RNA. Its product is annotated as replication factor A protein 3. NCBI's taxonomy places the organism in Eukaryota, Fungi, Chytridiomycota, Chytridiomycetes, Spizellomycetales, Powellomycetaceae. Bases 1 to 339 code for a protein of 112 amino acids. Gene Ontology annotation, cellular component: site of double-strand break; DNA replication factor A complex; nucleus. The record is from RefSeq and is a predicted model, not a curated record. Gene Ontology annotation, biological process: mismatch repair; base-excision repair; nucleotide-excision repair. The transcript has 6 exons. Gene Ontology annotation, molecular function: damaged DNA binding; single-stranded DNA binding.